Saxophila tyrrhenica is the source of this 822-nucleotide messenger RNA. RefSeq names its product poly(U)-specific 3'-to-5' RNA exonuclease (gene USB1). Gene Ontology annotation, cellular component: nucleus. Bases 1 to 822 code for a protein of 273 amino acids. Lineage: Eukaryota; Fungi; Ascomycota; Dothideomycetes; Mycosphaerellales; Extremaceae. Gene Ontology annotation, biological process: U6 snRNA 3'-end processing. The record is from RefSeq and is a predicted model, not a curated record. The transcript has 2 exons. Gene Ontology annotation, molecular function: 3'-5'-RNA exonuclease activity.
AUGGCCUUGGUUGAAUACUCAGACUCCGAGGGAGAGGAUGCGCGGCCAGCUACUCCGCCUCAGAAGAAGCGUAGGUUGACGGGAAAAGGUGGUAACGAGCUUCCGCCGCUGCCGGCCGCCUUCUUGGAUCAGUACUCGUCGACGGUGAGAACGAGCACGCAAGAUGAGCCAUCGCUGCAUGGUGGGAGAAAGCGUGUAACGCCGCAUGUCGAGGGUAAUUGGCCUACGCAUGUCUAUUUGGAAUCCACCCGGCCCGAGGAUUCGAAGCAAGCAAAGCCCAAGCCUGAGAUCAACAGCCUCCUCCAGAACAACUUAGGCGUCUCUUUGCCGCUACACAUCUCGCUCUCUCGCCCCUUGACCCUGAAGAACGCGCAAAAGGAGAGCUUUCUUGCUCAUUUGCAGCACUCCAUCACCGAGGCUGGCAUCAAAGCACUUGCGAUCAUACCUAAAGGACUGGCAUGGCACCCCAACGAGAGCAAGACCCGCUGGUUUCUCGUUAUCCGGCUUCAGAAGUCACCUGAGCUUGACAAGCUCUUAGCCACCUGCAACAGUGUGGCAAAGGAGUUCAAGCAGUCGCUUCUCUACGUGGAGAAGGGCAAGCCAAAAGGCGAUAAGUUCCACAUCAGCAUUGCGUGGUCACUGAACGCUCCGAGGACGAAGGACACGAGGCGGCAUUCAGAGGCAGGCACCAACGAAGAAGAAGAUAUGGGCAUCCCGUACGAGCUGAUACAGCGGCUGUGUGAGCUCGACAUCAACUUCAGCGAGGUGAAAGUCCGCGUCGGACAAGACGUCAACGUCGUCAGCCUCAAGUCAAAGCGAUAA